AUGGCGGACCUGCGAAAGCUGAAUCGUGGCCUUGCAGCUGUAGGGCUGUUGCCGCCGAGCAGAGACGACCACGAGGGUUGGCGUGAUUGCUUGACAAAGCUUUGCAGCAACUACCUCGGGUCGGAGUCCAAGGAGGACUCCGACAAGCAGCCACUUCCAGCCGAUUUACAGGGCGCUGCCCUGCAAGCGCGGGUGGAGGAGCGCCGAAAACGCAUUCUUGAGCUUGACUUGGACCUGGGUUUUGUGAGCCAGAGGGAGGCCAAGCUUCGAAAGUUCUCCAAGGACCCACUUCUCCAGACACGUUCAGCUGAUGAUUUUGCCAGAUGCCUGCAACGGGCUCGGGCGCGGCUCGACUCCGUCAGCGAGGAGGAGAUUGAUGACGGCUUGGACCUUGCGGGCUUUGUGGAGAAGCUCACGGUGCUGCUAAAGGAAGUCACAUGA
Molecule: messenger RNA, 441 nt
Organism: Durusdinium trenchii
Lineage: Eukaryota; Dinophyceae; Suessiales; Symbiodiniaceae
Source: the annotation of a GenBank genome assembly